AUGCCAACACCGCGCAGAUCAUCGCAGCGGGCUCGCCGCAACUCGUGGCGCAAGGACUCCGUUGCCGACCAGCCUGAAGAAUCGUCGCCGACACGGCCUGCCAAGCGCAGAAAGCAGGCCGAUGAAGCGCCUCACGAUGUCCCCGAAGAAGAGACGUCCAGUCUCCUUGCCGACAACUCCGCCGUGCUGCCCGUCGACGAAACCCAGAUUGUCGCCCGCGUGACCCAACAUCUCCUCGCUCCGAACGACGACCUUCGUGCAAGCAAGGACCACUCCAACGCGAUACACGAGGCAAACAAGGAAGGCGUGCAGGCGUACGCCAAGAUUGCUGCACAGGACUGGACAUUUUACGUUACAAAGCUCACAAUCAACAUCGGCCGCACCCCCGAGCCGGCGCCAGAAUACCCGCAGCGCUACGACCCCGAUGCCGACCCCGAUUUCGUGCACAUCGACCUAGGACCCAGCAAGAUGGUUUCGCGUCAGCAUGCCCAAAUCGUCUUCAAUACCAAGAGCGAAAAGUGGUAUCUCAAUGUCAAGGGCCGCAAUGGAAUAAAGGUCAACUGCGCGCCUUGGCGCUUGGGUCAAUCCAAGCCGCUCGAAAGUGGUGACGUGAUCGACGUCGGUGGUAUCGAGAUGAUGUUCGUCCUGCCGCUGGAGACCAGCCCUCUGCACAUUCACGACGUAUAUCUGCAACGCGCUGGCCUGCCCAAGUCCGAGCCCGGCUUGUCGGAUGACACGUCCCUGCAACACAAGCUGCGCGCCACGACGCCCGUCGGCGGCGGCCUUGAAUCUUCUCCUCAUGGUGGCUCCACAAUACGUAGCACGCUUCCUCGUGGCCAGCCUACGCCGCAGGCGAUUGCACCCGCACCGCCCGACUAUAAGCGCCCUGGGACGCCGCCGUCAGCUCGGAGCCGCACAUCCGCCCCAACGUCGCACCUCAAGUCGCCACAGUUCCGGGACAUUCCCACCAUGGUGGUUCACCCAAACGACGUUGACCUGAGCCUGGACGAAAACAAGAACCUGAAGCCCCAGUACUCGUACGCCCAGAUGAUUACUCAGGCGAUCAUGAACACCAGCGAGGGCCGGCUGAACCUGAACGGUAUCUACAAUUUUAUCAUGGAGAACUACUCCUACUACAAGCACCAGCAAGCUGCUGGCUGGCAGAACUCCAUCCGCCACAACCUGUCCUUGAACAAGGCAUUUGAGAAGGUUGCGCGCUCGACCGAGGAACCCGGCAAGGGAAUGAAGUGGUACAUCUUGCCCGAAUACAAGGACGAAAUGGUUCGCACCGCCUACCGGGGCGGUCGUGGCGGCCAUCGUGGAUCUUCGAACCCGUCGUCACCUAGCCAGCUGAACUACGUCAACCAAGGUCCCCGUGACAUGGCCGCCAAAGACCAUGGAUCCGCCCGGAAGCGCCGUGUGUCCCCCACCGGUUCCCCGCAGCCUCGCUCAAGUCUCCGCGACGUGCACAUGACACCCGAUCGCAGUUCGCGCCGUCUCCUCCCGGAUGAGGCGCCUGCGUCGUCAGACGGAAGCCCCUUGCCUCGUUACCGUAGAGGCGCUGCUGCAAGUAAAGCCAAAAACAGCACAUCCAUCCUCGGCGGGGCAGCUACUAAUGAUGCCUCAGCCAGCGGCACAGCUCCCGAUCCAGUCAUCCCACGGUCGCCAACACUAACGUCGACGUUCCUCCAAGACGACAUCAGCUCGUCCUUUGUAACGCCGGCACCGCACCGUGUGGAACUCAAGUUGAACCCCCCCAGCACCUUGCAACGACCCAGCCAGCACAUGCCGACAAGCUCUCCUGCCCCCUUUUGGAAGUACGCCGACAUUGGAAGCACCCCUUUGAAGCCACCGCCCUCGUUUGACUUCAGCCCGUCCAAGGCGCUGGGACUCAGCAGCGGUGUCAGCAGCUCUGUCGCCAUGAUGCCGGCCAGCAGCAGCCCGCCCCCUGUGAAGCGAUCUGGGAUUAAGUCUCCCAUUUCCAGCCCAACGCGCCCUGCACGAAGCACAUCAGAGGCCAAAGGGGAAACGCCUGCAAGCGACGCGACAGAGGUUCCUGCUCCUGCAGAAGCACCGUCAGCACCAGAGCCGGUCCUUCCCGAAGUCGAAGAGGAUGGUGGCUUUGACCUUUCCAAGGGAUUCCAAAGCAUUGGGUCAUACCACGCUCCUGUUCGACAUGGUUUGCCUGUUGCAACGGCCAUGAACGGUAAACCGUGA
Messenger RNA from Sporothrix brasiliensis 5110, 2217 nucleotides. RefSeq lists its product as uncharacterized. The coding region runs from base 1 to 2217 and encodes 738 amino acids. Gene Ontology annotation, molecular function: RNA polymerase II cis-regulatory region sequence-specific DNA binding; protein binding; DNA-binding transcription factor activity, RNA polymerase II-specific. The transcript is spliced from 4 exons. Gene Ontology annotation, biological process: regulation of transcription by RNA polymerase II. NCBI's taxonomy places the organism in Eukaryota, Fungi, Ascomycota, Sordariomycetes, Ophiostomatales, Ophiostomataceae. The record is from RefSeq and is a predicted model, not a curated record.